CUCACCCUCUGGGAAAUAGCUGGCAUCCUCAAGAGCGAUGGAGGAAAUCUAUGCCAACGUUGAAUAUGCCCAACCUGUCGACUCAAACCCUUUGACCAAUCAGACAGCGAUGGAGGAAAUCUACGUCAACGCUGAAUAUGAAAAAUCUCAAGUUUCCUCAAGACCUUCAAGAACUCACACAGGUCCCAGCAGCUCAGAGAUCAGAUCUCAUAGAGCUGUUGUUCUCUCUCUGGGGCUGCUGAGUGUUUUCCUGCUGGCUGGACUCGUUGGUCUCGGUGUCCACUACCAUGACUCAGUGCGUGGAUCAGCUGCAGAUCUCUCCACUAUCAAAGCCAACCUGACCGAGCGUCUCCGGGUCAUGGAUGACAAGCUGUCCUCCGUGUCCGAAGAGAGAGACCAGCUGAACGACAACCUCACUAAAGUGACCAAAGAGAUGGAAAAACUUCAGCUUUCAUCUCAACAGAAGAAAUCGUGUCCUGCAGGAUGGAGGAUGUUCAGUCGUUCCUGUUAUCUUCUCUCUGGAGAGUCUGCUUCCUGGGAUGAGAGCAGACAAGACUGCAGAGACAAAAGAUCAGAUCUGGUGAUCGUAGACACGCUUGUAGAACAGGAAUUCCUCAGUAGCAUCAUCAGGAAACGCACGUGGAUUGGUUUAAGUGACAGAGACAACGAGGGCACCUGGACAUGGAUUGAUGGAACUCCACUGACUGACACUGUGAAGUACUGGAUAAGUCCGCCUGAUAACGGUGGAGGAGAUCCACAGUGGGGUGAAGAGGACUGUGUUGAAAUCGCAUAUGGGGAGAACACAGAAACAAAAUGGAAUGAUCUGCGGUGUGAUAAAGCUCUGCAAUGGAUCUGUGAAAAACUGGCUUAGUAUUUUAAAUAUUACAUCUGUUGAAAGUUAUUGUGAACAUGCAAAAGGCCUUAAAUUGUUUCUUGGUGUGUGUGAUGUAUAUAGAGAGAAGGAGAGAGUGCACGUAAAGAGUUGGAGGUCAGGUAUCGAGAUCUCAGUGUGAUUGUUUUGCCAUAAUCAGCUGCUUUUUACCGGGAAGAUGAACCGCAGGAGGCCGGGAUCUUUAGCAGGUAUCUGUAUACAUGUGCUGAUGACUAUUGUAUGCAAAUAAACCAAGCUGCACAUUAUACUGAAUAGAUACUAUG
This is a messenger RNA of Anoplopoma fimbria (sablefish), 1155 nucleotides long. Its product is annotated as CD209 antigen-like protein E. The record is from RefSeq and is a predicted model, not a curated record. Bases 38 to 871 code for a protein of 277 amino acids. The transcript is spliced from 7 exons. Lineage: Eukaryota; Metazoa; Chordata; Actinopteri; Perciformes; Anoplopomatidae.